UGGGUGACAGGCAAAUGGUCCGAAUGUAGUGUGACAUGUGGUGGUGGUUUCCAAUCUCGAGCUAUCUACUGUGUUGAAAGCCAUAACGACCAAAAGGGUUUUAAUGAAAAUCUCAAUGUUGCUGAAAAAUAUUGUUGGCAAAAACAGCGUCCUACUGCCGAAAGGAAAUGUGGCACAUCACAAUGUCCACAAUGGGAAAAAGGUGACUGGAGCCAGUGUUCAGUGACAUGCGGCAAAGGAUUUCGCGUUAGACUGGUUGAAUGUCGACAAGAAAAUGAACGAGUCGAUGAUAUGAUUUGUUCGAAGACAGACAGACCUGAUGAUCAUCAACCUUGCUUUACAGGAAUUAAGUGCCCAGCAAAUCCAGGUAGUCAAUAUUAUAAAGCAUACCAUAUUAGCAUAUUCAUUUAUUCCAAUAAAUCGAUUGCGGUCUUUUCGAUAGAAAAUCUUCGAAUUAUUCAGAAUCUUUUCAGCUGA
Molecule: messenger RNA, 477 nt
Organism: Dracunculus medinensis (Guinea worm)
Lineage: Eukaryota; Metazoa; Nematoda; Chromadorea; Rhabditida; Dracunculidae
Source: the annotation of a GenBank genome assembly